Molecule: messenger RNA, 3562 nt
Organism: Magallana angulata
Lineage: Eukaryota; Metazoa; Mollusca; Bivalvia; Ostreida; Ostreidae
Exons: 8
Coding region: 280-3135 (951 amino acids)
Source: RefSeq, a predicted model, not a curated record
GGGAGGGUAAUUCAAACAGCUGUCAAAAGACUUAAACUCAACCGCGUCUAUUUCCUAGCUGUGUUGUAGUAAUACACGCUAUACAUUCGCCCGUGUACAGGUGUUAAGACUGUCAAACAUCCCGAUAUACGGUUACCUGUGUUUACCGUUAGUUUUUGUGUAAUGGGGAUUCAUAAAGCACCUGUUUUGAGGCAAUCUGAUUUUCAUAAAUAACCCCGCUACAUUUCUGUGGUAUAAUAUUCAUCAAGGGAGGAAUCUUAUUCAGGUGUCAGCCCAGUUAUGUAUAGAAAGACCGGAAGUAAGAGUGAGCCGUAUUCCCCGCCCACUCCGCCCGGAACUCCGCACAAGGACCGGAAACACUCGUCUCUUGUGGAUAAACAGGAGUUACAGAGCAGAUACCAGGGACAUCUAAUGCCUCCUUUCUUCCCGCCAAAACGCAUGUCACCCUUACAGAUCGACACCAGCUAUGGUAACACACCCACCCAGGUACCGAUCAGAAGUGAGUCAUUCACCGAGGGUCAGCCCUCAGAACCCCCUCCCUCCCCUGGGUUCUUUAUUCCCACUACUGCAGAGCUCACCGACCAACAAAAGGGAUACAUCCGGGAUAUUGUUCAUCGACUUAGUACCGAAAAUUCAACACGGCCAAUUGCACCCGAGACUGCCGUGUCCAGUCCUCAACCAUUUCCCUUGCAAGAUCCUGCAAACUUUCGGCUUAAAAGGCAAAUAUCUACUGAAAGUUCCGACUCAGCUGACAUCAAGUUUUCCAGCAAAGGUCCCACGAAACGACUAAAUACUUCACCAAAGCGAGAACAUGUCAGACCGGAAGAAAACGACAACAAACUGUUACAGAAACUGGACCCGCUUAAACUGUGUAGUCCUGCCAAAACACAAAUAUCCCCUCCGCCAUACACCGCUACUAUUCAAUGGGUACUGAAACAGGAAGAUCCGAACCCGAGCACGGAGGAAGAUUUUAUUCCGGCUUCGAAAAUAAUACAGAAUCAACAGCCCGAAAAAACAGUUAUGACGACUAGUACCCCCAAUACUGAGCACCAGAGCCGAGAAAGAAAUGACUCGUUUUCGUCAAAGGACUUCCACCAGGAAAUGAUGGGGGGAUUCCAAGGAAGAGGUAGAGAUCCUACCACUACUGGUACAACUACAAAAUCUAAUAACCCCAUGGUCACCGAACGAGGCUUUGUCUUUCCCAAGGUUCCCAGUGUAUCCGACCCCAUACCAUUUAGUCCACGGAUAGUCGGAAACCCCCCUCAGUUCAAAGCUAGAAAUCCUCCUCCUAAGAAUGUAUUGGAAUACAUUAAAUCUGAGUUGGAGAAACCCCCUAGCCUUGAUGACGUCAGUAGUGACAGUGUCUUUGGCAGCAGCGCCUCGCCUCCAGAAUACAGACAAAACUACAUAGGACUGUUGAGACACAAGGCCCUCAGGAGCUUUAGUGACAUCGAACGCUCGCCGUCUAAAUCUGAAACAGAGGAAAUUCAGGCUAUCUUGCGCGAGUUGAAACGAUGUCUAUCAGACCCGACCUUUACCUCGCCCAGUCAGAAAGCGAUGCUUCGUGAGGAGCGACUCGUGCGUGGGUUUUUCCCGUCAAACGAUUUAUCGGAGGAGGAAUCGCCGCCUGACUCAUUUGAUCACGUGGAGGAUCAUGCUCAUAUCAACGCUGAGCUUCGGCGGAUGAAUUCGUACAUGAAAAGUCAGUUAGAAGCCAUGAAAAAGCAUCAUGCUAAGCGACAGCUCUUUUCACCUCUCUCCAGCGAAGGUUCCCGUUCCAGCAACACGUAUCAACAGCAAGACAAUCCGGAAGAGUUCGCUCGUUGGAUUGUAGAAGAGCUUCGCACAAUGUCCGCUCAACGUCAGCCAAUGUACGAAAACCCAGGGGCCGCCGACAGAGGGCGAGGUCAGUAUGGAGAUAGAUUGGAUGGCUCUGCCGCCGCGGCCUGUACCUCGGCGUACUGUAAACAUCGACAAGACAAGAGUCCGGUUCAACAGUUCCUGCCUCCACCGACUGCGUCGCCGCGACAACGCCAACCCUCGCCGUCAGCAAGGAUGUCGGCGCCAUCGCCAUCCCCGUGUGCUUCUAGCGGACCGGGUCAGGGGUCCUCGCCAUGGACACCGACAACACCGAGAAAACGGAAACGAGAACAAGUGGAGAUGAGGAUAGCCUGUGAAUCAAUUGCCGAGGAAUCCGAUCACGUGACAGAAACGUUACGGUCAUUGGAGCAUGCGCCAGCGCUAGGAAGAAAAUGUAAAUGCGCUUCAGUUGAAGAAGAAAUUCUACAGAUGGCUGUUGAUGCUUAUGCAAAAAUACGUCGUGCAGAUGACAGCCCGAAAUCCUUUAAUAGGUUUCAGGGUGAAUUAUGUCAAACAAACAACAGAAUUCUUGAUGCAAUGAAAAUUCUCAGCGCCAUUAAAGCUAUAUGUAAGCACGGCAGAACAAUCGACGAUAUUUAUCCCGGAAGUAUUAUUUUCGUCAUUUCCUGUCCGUCGGUGACGUCACUGGAUGAAUUAUGGAGGAUGUACGUGACAGGAGACUUGUGUCGGCUCGUGAAUGAUGGGUUUCUGACGGACAGUAUUCGGACGAAACACCAAGCUUAUGACGUCAGAUUGAGGGUUGAAAUCUCUAAGGAACAGUAUAUACGUUGUAGAAAACGAUUAGCGGAGUCCAACGCCCUAGAGUCCUCUUUCUCUAAAAGCGACACAGAGAUAAUGUCUAUCGGCAGCUGCUCCAAAGAAAACAUCUCCUCUCCCUACAGACGAAAAACGAUCAAGAAUUUGACCGUUGUGCACAUGCGCAGUAGCUCGGAACCUACUCACCACACCCACUCUCCGUCCAAUAGCCCUAGUUAUGUCUGCUCACCAUUUUCCCCACGUGACCGGAAGUUUUCUUAUCCGGUUGCCGGGGAACAGUCACCACGCAGGGCAUUCCAAGAAUUGCAAUUCCCGUCAUCCCCUACCCUACGCCGUGUUUUCAACUUCGAUCUGACCUUGACGCCAUCAUCAACGUCACCAAAACGCAAGAGUUUUGCUGAACCUCCGCCUUGGGAGAACGAUACCGAAAACGAGGCUGAUACACUGACGUCUCCCAAACGUUUUAAUUAUGGGAACAACUCUUACUUCAGGUUUUAACCACACAUGUGUUACACUAUCCUUCUUGAUAGUGGGAAAGGCUUCCAAAGGAAGCCAUACUGUAUGGCCGUGUUCAGGACUUUGACUUUUAUUGUUUUGUAUGUUGUAGUUAUAUAGGUGAUUAUUUGACUGUAGAUAUUAUUAACUGUUCAUCUGACGGUUUCUAUAUCUUUUUCUAGUAUUAAGCCACUGAACAGAUUUUUAUGGGGUUUUUAUUUACCCAUUGUAACGUUCAUAAAGCAGCAAGUUGAUAUAAAAUACAUUGUAUAUGCAUAUUUUUGACAAAAUAUAAUUUGUGCUGAAGUUCGUGCUAUUUUAAAGAUAGAGGUUAAUAUCGUUUUUUCUCAAGCCUUAUAUUUAUUGUUUAUUGUAUAUGCUUGCAUAAUUAUAACAUUUUUAAUUGGUUUAAAAAGUUGACCAACUUGUA